Rhineura floridana is the source of this 5915-nucleotide messenger RNA. RefSeq names its product tumor protein p53 binding protein 1 (gene TP53BP1). Gene Ontology annotation, cellular component: nucleus. The record is from RefSeq and is a predicted model, not a curated record. Gene Ontology annotation, molecular function: histone binding. The transcript has 25 exons. The coding region runs from base 96 to 5771 and encodes 1891 amino acids. Lineage: Eukaryota; Metazoa; Chordata; Lepidosauria; Squamata; Rhineuridae. Gene Ontology annotation, biological process: positive regulation of transcription by RNA polymerase II; DNA damage checkpoint signaling.
AGAGGGGGCGGGGCCCAGGCCUCUCUCAGCGUCUGCUGGUGGCGGCGGGAGCGCGCGCGUUUCGCGACGUGACGUGACGUGCUUCCCCGCGCAGGAUGGAUCCCGGCGGGAGCCCGCUGGACUUGGGCUUUUGCCCGCCGACGCCCCGCCUGCUGGUGGAGGACUCGCAGCCGGAGCCGGACUCGGGGGACGAGGGCGAGCACGAGGACCCGCUGCGGACCCUGCCGGGCCUGCGGAGCCGGGGAGGGACCCAGGAGGGGACGAGGGGGCGGCGGCGGCAGCUCUGGUGCCCGGCGGGAACAGCGGCGGCGGCGGCGCAGGAGGGAGAGGCCGCCGGCGCUUGCAGAGGGCGGCAGGGCCGGGCGGCGCGCGGGCCGGGCCGUGGGGGCUCCGCAGGGGAGCCUGGGCCUUGGCCCGCUCCCUCGCCGCCGCCGCCGCCUCUGCUCCCCCCCCCGGACUCUGCCGGCGCCCUCCUCAGCCAGGUCUUGGAGCCGCUGCCGCCGCCCGUCAGGAACAACAGGAAGGCGGACCCCCCCGGCGGUGCUGCUCCCGGAUCGCUCGGCGCCGAAGAGUCGGGCAUGUCCCAGCUGGGCCUGGGCACGCUGGCCCUUUCGCAGAGCCAGGACCUGGAUGGAGGAGACGCCGACACCACAGGCGACCCUGGCCGCGAGAGGCCCCCGCAGCUCACCGGCGGCGACCCUGCCCGGGAAGGAGGGAAGCAGGAGGAGGCCCGUCGAGGCGAUGAAGAUGAAGUGACAAGAUCUGGAAGUGAAUGUCCUGAGAGCAGCACCCCUAGAAUUCUGCAGUUCCAUAAAGAAUUUGCAAGGAGCCCAACUUCUGCCUGCCAUCCACUUGACAGAAGGCCACAAGGGAAGGAUCCUUCUGGUUGGCAUUCACAGGAUGCCGAUGUCUUAUCUACUCAGGAGGAUAUGUUUGGCCAGAGCAGCACAACAGAUGGCGGCUGUGCUACAUCCAAAGUGGAAGAGACGAGUUCUCCAGGCGGCACUCCUGCUGAUCCCCUGCAUGUCCUCCAUCUCUCUGGACAGGGACCCCUUUCCACCUGUGCUUCAGGCCUUGGUACGCCAUCUCCUGGCGCCUUGCAACCUGUACCUCUCAUCAUUCCAAGAAGCCCCACGGAACAGGGAGAAGAAGUAGCAGCAGCCGCAACAGCAGGGAAGCAGGAAGAGGAGCCGAGGGAAACUAGGACUCCAGGGCUGCCUCAGCCAUCCACGCCUCUUUCUCAAGAUGCUCCAGCGGUCAUUCCCAUACCGUCACAGCCUGAGUUUUCCCAUGACACCUUUCUCCCAACACCGAGCUUGGAAGAGGGGCCUGAGGCACAAACAGAGAAAGGAGUUGGUCCUGGUGCAGGCUUGCCUGCAGAUGGCUCUGAAGUCCCGGAGGCAGCUGCAGCAGCGUCUGUCACAGAGGGCUACUUGCCAUUGCACUCGGGUGAGGCCUGUCCUUUGGCGCUGUGUGCUAGUGAACGUAGCCAGUCCACUGAAGAAAUGGCUGUAGCUGCUCAUGGCACUCGGGUGACUGGUGGAUGCAGCAAACAGCAGCAGUUUAACGAGGACAACCAGGCCUUACUUGUGCAGCCUGCAGGAAGCCACUCCACUGCCCAAGUUGGAGCUGGGGAUGACCUUGGAAGUCAGGGCAGCCUCUUGGGCAAGGGGUCCCUGGAGUCGGAAUGUGAAGUUAUCCCAGAGACGCCCCGGGAGGAGCAAGAAGCAGCAGCACUGCUGAGGGAUGAUGAGGGGCCUUGCCUUCGCUUGACUUCCUCUCGGGAAGAAAAGGUGGCCCAGCAUGUGGACUCCGCUGCAACCAGUGGAGACUCUCAAAAAGUGCCCCAGGUGGCUGGAGAGGUGGCACUUGCAGAUCCAGGCAGCUUAGAUGGAGGCUGCUUGGAAGACUCCAGGGAGGCUGUCCUUGAAGCAAAGGCCACGUUCCCAAGGGACGGCCCAGGGGUGACGCUGAAGCUGUCGGACUCCCAAUCCCAGCCUGAGCUGGAGGGCAGCAGGUCCCAGGGGAGGGCCAGCACUAGCCCUGGUGUAACGCUCCUGCCUGCUGACAUCUCUGCAAGCAGAAGCAGCCUAGGAAGUCUGGCUGAGGAGGGAGAGGACAAGGCUUUGCCACUGGCCCCAGAGGAAGGGGUGGGUGGGCCAACCACCAAGCAGGACAAAGCACCAGAGAGCCAGGCUGUGGUGGCAGCUCCAGAGCACGGCAGUAGGGAGGCUCCUGCCCUUCCAGUGAGCCAGCCGCUUGCUGCAAGAGAAGAUUCAGUCCUGGGAAAAAACGUGCCACUGUCGGAGGAGGGGGAAGAGACAGCGGUGUCAGUGACUUUACAAGAGGGAUCCAGUCCUGGGAAAGCAGAGGGUCGGGGGGACAGCCAGCAGAAGCCACAUGUGCUGGAGGGAGAGAUGCUCCUGGCCCACCAAAGGGUCCCUGGCCUGCCUGCUAGCCUACCCAGCGCCUCCCCCUUUCAUCUUGCCCUGCGGAAGGAAGGAGAUGUAGUUCAGCCUCUGACAAGCAUCACUCCACGUCUUAUUGCCCAGCUUAAAAAAGGUCCCAGACGACACAGCACUCCUAUUGAGGCUGGAAACUGCCCAGAGAGUACCAUAGCAACCAGUGAUGUCACAGCAGAGGGUACCAACAACAUGACAGUGGCGAGCCCGCUAGCCUCUGCCGAGUUGGAGGAGAGUGACAGAGGGGGUUCUAAGGCCACCCAUGAGGAGGGGGGGAAGCUCUCGUUACGAAUGGACCUUGUGACCCCUGUGACAGAGGAGAGUGACGAGUCUCUGCCCUUCAGCCUGGACAAAUCUGAAGCUGGGGAAAAGAAGAACGGGUCUGUUGCAGGAGCUGCUUGCAGCUUUUGGAAGAUGCCGUCCGUGUUCACUCGAGUCUGUGAAGACCAGCAUGAGGACAAGGCUCAAGACCCUGAGCUGCCCCAUUCACUGUUCAGGGGUGACUUGUUCAAUUUCCCAAGUUCCCAGGAGGAGCAAGAGCCACUUGGAGCCUGGCAGAGCCAGCAGAGGUUUGUAUCCCUGGGUCGUGGACAGGUCUUGGACUCUGGAAUGAAUGAGAAGCCAUCAGUGGACUGUGUGGAGGAGGGAGAGGCCAUGGAGGCUGAAGCUGCAGGGAAUCAGGAGGAGAAAGAACAGAAGGCCCCAAAGGAGCCAGAUUCAGUUGUGGUUGCUGAAGGGAACAAUAAAGGCCAUGUGUUAAAGUCUGGUGGUAGCAGUGGCGGCGGCAGCAGUGGCGGCGGCAGCAGCAGCAGCGGCGGCGGCGGCGGCAGCGGCAGCAGCAAGGGAAUCCAAGCUGUGGCACAGGUGCCUGGAAGGCCAGCAGGCGUCAUGUCAGCAGCCACACAGACAACAUCCAACAGUCAGGUGGAAGUGGGGACCAGCGUGGCAGGGUUGUGGCCUGGACAGCAGGAUGCAAAAGUGCAGACAGAGGAGGAGCAAGGCUGUGGGUCGAGCGCUGCCAGUGCUGGGCGUGCGUCAGAACCCCUGCACAGCCAGCACGAGGAAGAAUUUGACUGUGCUCCCCCACCCCCAGGCAGAGUCUUGCGGCGCCAUGUUCGAACCAUCCGGGAAGUGCGGACUGUUGUGACUCGACUCAUCACCGACGUCUACUACAAGGAUGGGGCUGAAGUGGAGCGCAAGGUGGUUGAGGAGCGUGAGGGCCCCCUUGUGGAGUGCCAAGAGAGUGAGGUGGAGGUGUCGCCCUCUCGCACAGGAGGCUCUUCUCUGCUGGCCUCUGGAGACCUGGGAGAUGUCAGCUCCUUCUCAUCAAAGGCCUCAGGACUCCGGCACACAUGCAGCGGAGGGAGCAGCGCCAUGUCAGGCACUCAUAGUAGCACAAGUUCUGGGCGGGGAGCCACUCUCCUUAAAGCAGAGGGAGCUGGCCAAGGAGUGGCGCAUGGAGACGUCGUCUUGCCUGGGAUCAGGAAGCUCAGCCCUAGGAAGGGCGGUAGCCAGCCCCACUUUCCAGUCCAGCCUGACCAUGUCGCGGCCGCAGUGUGUGAGGAGGAAGAGCCAGGCCUGAGCAACCAGCAGGGCGGGAGAACACCUCUUACUCCCCGCGGACGAGGGAGAAGGGGCCGCUUCACUUCACGAUCAACUGGAGCAAGGGGCAGUCUGCUGCCAGUGGAAGCUCUUUCAGUGACAGCCUCGCCUGACGAAAACCGCCCUGCACACAUCUCAGGUCAUCCUUUGGAGGGGCAGGAGCAGGCUGGCGUUUCUCUGCGCCGCAGCAGCUCCCCUGAAAUCCCCUUGCAAGAGCGGCUGGGUCUCUCUCAUAGCAUGGGGUUCUCCUCUUCCACCUUCUCCUCCUCUGGAAACAGCUUUGUGGGCCUCCGGGUGGUGGCAAAGUGGUCCUCAAACGGCUACUUCUACUCUGGGACUAUCACACAGGACGUGGGGGGUGCGAAAUACAAGCUGCUCUUUGAUGAUGGCUAUGAAUGUGACGUUCCGGGUAGAGACAUCCUGUUGUGUGACCCUCUCCCCCUGGAAACAGAGGUGACAGCCCUCUCGGAGGAUGAGUAUUUCAGUGCAGGGGUGGUGAAGGGUCAUCGGAAAGAGUCUGGGGAGCUGUUCUAUUGCAUCGAGAAGGAUGGCCAGCGGAAGUGGUACAGGCGGGCAGCUGUCAUCUUGUCCUUGGAGCAAGGGAACAGGCUCCGGGAGCAGUUUGGGCUUGGCCCCUAUGAGCCCGUCACACCCCUGACAAAAGCCGCUGAUAUCAGCCUAGAUAACCUGGUUGAGGGAAAGCGGAGGAGACGCAACCUUGGCUCCCCCAGUACCUCCAGCAGCAUGACACCCACCCGCAAAGGCCCCGAGAGCCCCCAGACGCCCCACAGGCUGCUGCCUGGCAAGAGGAAGCUGGCUGCCCCCGAGGAGGAGAAGUUCCCCGCCAAGCGAGGACGGCGAUCAGCCCCCACCAAGUCAGGUGCACGUUCCAGGGAAGUGGUGAGCCCAUCUGUCGGUGGAGGGGACUUGGGAGAUGUCCAGGCACUUGAUGACCGAUGGGGCCCUUUGCCCCCCAACAAGACCCUCUUUCUGGGCUAUGCUUUUCUCCUCACAAUGGCAAACCCCGCAGAUAAACUCUCCCAUUGCCAAAAGCCUGCAGUGACCAGCGAAGAGGAGGAAGAAUUCUUGGAAGAUACACCUUACAACAAACACUACAUUGAACUGCAGUUGCAAGCUGGUGGUGGCUUCAUCCUGGAAGACUUCAAUGAAAGCCAGUGCAGCGCAGCCUAUCGGUGUCUUCUGAUAGCAGACCAGCACUGCCGCACCCGGCUGUACUUGCUGUGCCUUGCCCGAGGAAUACCCUGCGUCUCGCAUGUCUGGGUCCAUGACAGUUGCCAUGCCAACCAGCUCCAGAACUACCGGAAUUACUUGUUGCCGGCUGGUUAUAGCCUGCAGGAGCAGAGACUGCUGGAGUGGCAUCCCCGAGAGAACCCUUUUCAUAAGCUGAAGGUGCUUUUGGUGUCUAAUGAGCAGCAGGACUUCUUGGAACUCUGGUCUGAGAUUCUCAUGAUGGGGGGAGCAGCUUCUAUUAAGCAGCAGAAGUCAGCCUUGUGGAGCAAAGAUGUGGGUUUGGGUGUGUUUGAUGUAGUGGUGACUGACCCUUCCUGCCCGGAAGACAUCUUGAAAUGUGCUGAAGCACUGCAGCUGCCGGUGGUAACCCAAGAGUGGGUGAUCCAGAGUCUCAUUGCUGGGAAGAGAGUUGGAUACAAGCAUCCAAAGUAUCAACAUGUUUCUGUCUCCAGCUGAACCUUCCUUUUUGCUUUGUGGAGGCUGUCUGUCAUCACCCAGGUUUUUAAAUGUCCGUGUCACUUGACCUGUGCAUGAAGUGCUGUAUAUAAUUUUAACUUCUGGACUUUUAUGAUAAUAAAUGUUGAUUUUCUUGUUGCGGUA